AUGACCCAUCGCGGCGCCACCGGUGCCGAUGCCCGCGAUGGUGACGGAGCCGGAGUCAUGACGGGUAUCCCGCACGAGUUCUUCGUGCGCGAGGCGCCUCACUCGUUCGAGGCCAAGAUUCCCGCCGAGGGCACGUACGCCGUCGGCAACGUGUUCCUGGACCCGCAGGACUGGGAGGCGCAGCAGAAGGUCUUCGAGGAGGUAGCGUCGAAGCUUGGUCUGCGCACGCUCGGUUGGCGCCACGUGCCGACCGACAACUCGAUCCUCGGCCCCGCCGCGAAGAGCAAGGAGCCGCGUAUCAUGCAGCCCUUUGUGGUUCUCCGCAGCCACUACGGCGACGGGCUCGAGAGCGCCGACGGCGAGUUUGACGAGCAGUACUUCCAGCGUCAGCUCUAUGUCCUGCGCAAGCAGGCGUCGCACCGCAACGACAAGUUUUACAUUUGCUCCCUCACCCCGAGCAACAUCGUGUACAAGGGUCAGCUGUCUCCCGUGCAGGUCUACAACUACUUCCACGACCUGAACCAUGCGUUGUACUCGUCGCACUUUGCGUUGGUGCACUCGCGUUUCUCCACCAACACGUUCCCGUCCUGGGACCGCGCGCAGCCCAUGCGCUGGGCCGCCCACAACGGUGAGAUCAACACCGUCCGUGGCAACAAGAACUGGAUGCGUGCCCGUGAGGGCCACCUCAAGUCUGAGAAGUUUGGCAACGAGCUCGAGCUUCUCUACCCUAUCGUCGAGGAGGGCGGUUCCGACUCGGCCGCCUUUGACAAUGUUCUCGAGCUCCUCGUCGUGAACGGUGUUCUCACGCUUCCCGAGGCUGUCAUGAUGAUGGUCCCCGAGGCAUGGCAGAACAACGACCUCAUGGAGCCUGAGAAGAAGGGCUUCUACGCCUGGGCCGGCUCCAUGAUGGAGCCCUGGGACGGUCCCGCGCUUUUCACCUUCUCGGACGGCCGCUUCUGCGGUGCCAAUCUCGACCGUAACGGUCUCCGUCCCUGUCGCUACAUUGUCACCCGCGACGACAUCAUGAUCUGUGCCUCCGAGGUCGGUACCAUCUCAAUCGACCCCGCCACGAUCACGCAAAAGGGCCGUCUCAAGCCCGGACGCAUGCUCCUCGUCGACACCAAGGAGGGUCGCAUCGUCGACGACCGCGAGCUCAAGAUGAGCGUCGCGAAGCGCCAGCCGUUCCAGGCCUGGUACGAGUCACAGGUGAUUCAGCUGCCCGACGUGGUCCGCCGCGUCCAGCGCUUCGAGGACAUUGGUGUCAAGCUCGACGCCUCGCCUCUUGCGUCUGACCCCCGCGUGCUCGCCUUUGGCUUCACCCUGGAGCAGCUCAGCAUGCUCAUGAUGCCCAUGGUCAACGAGGGACACGAGGCGCUCGGUUCGAUGGGUAACGACGCCGCCCUCGCGUGUGUUUCCAACCAGGCCCGUAGCAUCUACGACUAUUUCCGCCAGCUCUUCGCGCAGGUCACCAACCCUCCCAUUGAUCCCAUUCGUGAGGCCAUCGUCAUGUCGCUCGAGACCAUGGUCGGUCCCGAGGGCAACCUGCUCGAGAUGCGCUCGAGCCAGUGCCACCGCCUGCACCUCAAGUCGCCCAUCCUCACCAUUGAGGAGAUGAACGCCAUCAAGAGCAUCCAGACCAGCACCUCGGACUGGAACGCCAAGGUCAUCGACAUCACCUUUGACAAGGGCGAGGGCCUCCCCGGCUAUCACGCCGCGCUCGAGCGUGUCCGUCAGCAGGCUCUCGAGGCUGUCAACGAGGGUUACAAGAUUGUCAUCCUCUCCGACCGCCUGACCGGCCCCAACCGAGUGCCCCUUUCGGCUCUUCUCGCUACUGGAGGCGUGCACCACCACCUCGUCAAGCAGAAGAAGCGCUCCGACAUUGCCAUCAUGGUCGACACGGCCGAGGCGCGCGAGGUCCACCACAUGUGUGUCCUCGUCGGCUAUGGCGCGGACGCCGUCUGCCCCUGGCUCAUGAUGGAGAUGAUCCACAAGAUUGAGCGCGAGGGCAUGGCCAAGGACGACCAAACGGCCGAGACGCUCAUUGACAACUACCGCAAGGCCAUCAAUGAGGGUAUGCUCAAGGUGCUCUCCAAGAUGGGUGUGUCGACGCUUGCAUCGUACAAGGGUGCGCAGCUCUUCGAGGCCCUCGGUAUCCACAAGGAGGUCGUCGACGAGUGCUUUGUCGGCACCGCUUCGCGCGUGCAGGGCGCGACCUUUGACCUGCUCGCAAUGGACGCGUUCGAGUACCACGAGCGCGCAUGGCCGACGCGCGCCAUCUCGCGCAUCCCCGGCCUCCCCGAGUCGGGCGAGUACCACUACCGCAACGGCUCCGAGAAGCGCAUCAACGAGCCCGCCUCGGUCGCUUCGCUGCAGGACGCGGUGCGCCAGAAGAACCAGGCGGCGUACGACUCGUACUCGAAGAACUCGCACGAGGCGAUCAAGGCCGCAACGCUCCGCGGCAUGCUCGACUUUGACUACGACAAGGCGCAGAGCGUGCCCAUCGACCAGGUCGAGCCGUGGAACGAGAUUGUGCGCCGCUGUGUCACCGGCGCCAUGUCGUACGGCUCCAUCUCGAUGGAGGCGCACACCACGCUCGCGAUCGCCAUGAACCGUCUCGGCGGCAAAUCGAACACAGGCGAGGGUGGUGAGGACGCCGAGCGCUCGCUCCCCAUCCCCGGUCCCGGACAGGGGCAGGAGGGUACUCCCUACCGCCACUCGAUGGAGCUGCAGCCCGAGUGGGACUCGCGCCGCUCGUCCAUCAAGCAGGUCGCCUCGGGCCGCUUCGGCGUUACCUCCAACUACCUCGCCGACUCGGACGAGCUCCAGAUCAAGAUGGCCCAAGGCGCCAAGCCCGGAGAGGGCGGUGAGCUCCCAGGCCACAAGGUCUCGGCCUCUAUUGGUCGCACGCGUCACUCGACGCCUGGUGUGACGCUCGUUUCGCCCCCGCCUCACCACGACAUUUACUCGAUCGAGGACCUGAAGCAGCUCAUCUACGACCUCAAGUGUGCCAACCCCCGCGCCCGCGUCUCUGUCAAGCUCGUCUCUGAGGUGGGCGUUGGCGUUGUUGCUUCUGGCGUCUCGAAGGCCAAGGCCGACCACAUCGUCAUCUCCGGACACGACGGUGGUACCGGUGCGGCUAAGUGGACUUCCAUCAAGUACGCCGGUCUGCCGUGGGAGCUCGGUGUCGCCGAGACCCACCAGACGCUCGUGCUCAACGACCUCCGUGGCCGCGUCACUGUUCAGACCGACGGCCAAAUCCGUACCGGACGCGACAUUGCCAUCGCCACUCUGCUCGGCGCUGAGGAGUGGGGCUUCGCGACCACUCCGCUCAUCGCCAUGGGCUGCAUCAUGAUGAAGGCUUGUCACAAGAACACUUGUCCCGUCGGUAUCGCGACCCAGGACCCCGAGCUCCGUGCCAAGUUCGCGGGCCAGCCCGAGCAGGUCAUCAACUUCUUCUACUACGUCAUUGAGGAGCUCCGCGCGAUCAUGGCCAAGCUCGGUAUCCGCACUAUCAACGAGAUGGUCGGUCGCGCCGACCUCCUCAAGGUCGACGAGUCGCUGCGCACCCCCAAGACGGCCCACCUCGACCUCUCGCCGAUCCUCACUCCCGCCAAGCCUCCUCGCGAGGGCGUCGCCACUUACCGCGUGCGUCCCCAAGACCACCGCCUGUAUGUUCGUCUCGACAACAAGUUCAUCGACGAGGCCGAGCCCGCGCUCUCCAAGGGUCUGCCUGUUGAGAUCGACUGCGACGUUGUCAACACUGACCGUGCCCUCGGCGCUACGCUCUCGUACCACGUGUCGAAGCGCUACGGCGAGGCUGGUCUUCCGCGCGAUACCAUUCGCAUCAACAUGAAGGGUUCGGCUGGUCAGUCGAUGGGUGCGUUCCUCGCCCCUGGUGUCACCAUUGAGCUCGAGGGCGACGCCAACGACUACGUCGGCAAGGGUCUCUCUGGCGGCCGCAUCAUUGCGUAUCCCUCCAAGAAGGCGCAGUUCAAGGCUGAGGAGAACAUCAUCAUCGGCAACGUGUGCUUCUUCGGUGCCACUAGCGGCCAGGCGUUCAUCAGCGGUAUCGCUGCCGAGCGUUUCGCCGUACGCAACUCUGGUGCCACUCUCGUCGUUGAGGGAACUGGCGACCACGGUUGCGAGUACAUGACUGGCGGUCGUGUUGUCGUCCUUGGUCUCACCGGCCGCAACUUUGCCGCCGGUAUGUCGGGCGGAAUCGCCUACGUCCUCGACAUGUCGCACUCGUUCGCGCCCAAGGUCAACAUGGGCACGGUUGAGCUCGGCAAGGUCUCUGACCCGCAUGAGAUCGCCGAGCUCCGCUCGCUCAUCGAGGAGCACCGCCACUACACUGGCUCGGAGAUUGCCGAUCGCGUCCUGCGCAACUUCCACCACUUCCUGCCCAUGUUCGUCCGCAUCAUGCCGCUCGACUACAAGCGUGUCCUCGAGGAGCAGGCAGCCGCCGCGCUCGAGGAGAAGAAGAAGCAGAGCCACAUCGACCUCAUCCCGUCCACGACCGCUUCGCAGGUCGACCUCGCCGCCCCCGGCGUUGACCCUGUUCUGCCCGGUGCCAUGGCGCGCCUCCGCCUCAACAAGCCCUCGGAGACGGACACGCCGCACACGACGCCCAACUCGCCCCGCCUCGAGCCCGCCGUGCUCGACAUGGAGGACGCGAUGCUCGACGAGGACCAGUACAAGGCGCGCGCGAGCAAGCUCGACAAGGUCCGCGGCUUCAUGAAGUACAAGCGCCUCAACGAGGCGUACCGCCCCCCGCGCAAGCGUGUCAAGGACUGGAAGGAGAUCUCGAACCGCCUCUCCGAGGCCGAGCUCAAGCAGCAGACCGCCCGCUGCAUGGACUGCGGCCUGCCGUUCUGCUCCGCCACGAACGCAGGCACCGGCGGCGGAUGCCCCAUCUCCAACGUCAUUCCCAAGUUCAACACGCUCGUCUUUGAGGGCAAGUGGAAGGAGGCCUGGGAGCGUCUCAUGCUCACCAACAACUUCCCCGAGUUCACUGGUCGUGUCUGUCCCGCCCCUUGCGAGUCGUCAUGCGUCCUGGGCAUCAACGAGCUCCCUGUUGGCAUCAAGUCUGUCGAGGCCGCUAUCAUCGACAAGGCUUGGGAGAUGGGCUGGAUGGUUCCCAACCCUCCGCCACAGCGUACCGGCAAGAAGGUGGCGAUUAUUGGCUCAGGACCCGCCGGUCUUUCCGCCGCCGACCAGCUCAACAAAGCCGGACACCUCGUCACUGUUUACGAGCGCUCCUCUGUCAUCGGCGGCAUUCUUAGUGAAGGCAUCCCGAACAUGAAGCUCGACAAGGCCGUGGUCAAGAGGAGAGUGCAGUUGAUGGCCGAUGAGGGCGUCGAGUUCGUGACGGACACAGAGGUCGGGAUCAAUGUGGAGGCUUCCGCGAUCAAGGCCGGUCGCGAUGCUGUGAUCAUCGCUACAGGCGCGACCAUCCCUCGAGACCUCAAGAUUCCUGGCCGCGACUCUCAAGGCGUGUACAUGGCCAUGGACUUCCUUACGUUCAACACGAAGUCGCUGCUCGCUUCGAACCACGAGGACGGCAACUACAUCAACGCCAAGGGCCUUGACGUCAUCGUCAUUGGAGGAGGCGAUACCGUCCGCCACGGUGCCAAGAGCGUCAUCAACUUUGAACUGCUUCCGCAACCCCCGACUGCGCGCGCCAGCAACAACCCUUGGGAGGUCAUGGCCUACACCCAAAAGGAUCCGAGAGAGUACUGCGUUCUCACGAAGCGCUUCAUAUCCGACGACCAGGGCAACCUGACUGGCAUCGACACGGUUCGCGUCGAGUGGGAGAACAUCAGCGGCCAAUGGAAGAUGGAAGAGAUCAAGGGCACCGAGAAGACCUACUCCUGUCAGCUUGCACUGCUCGCCCUGGGUUUCCUCGGGCCUCAGAAGGAGGUCGCCGAGGCAUUCGCCGUCAAGCAGGACGCUCGCACUAACAUUCAGACGCCUACUGGGGGCUUCUCUACUACCGUGCCAGGAGUUUUCGCUGCAGGCGACUGCCGUCGCGGACAAUCCUUGGUAGUAUGGGGCAUAAACGAUGGGAGACAGUGCGCCGAAGAAGUUGACGCUUUCCUCAUGGGCAGCACUCGCCUCCCACACCAGGGAGGCAUCCCCGGCCGCUCCUGGGUCCCUCCCCGCGCCAGCAAGACUCCCGGCCAGGCGAACGGCAACGCAAGCGACUCGGACUCGGGUCUUGAGCCGGAGGUGGUCUCCAAGUCCGACGCCGAGUCGGACGGCUUCAGCGCGGAAGCCGAAAGCGAGGCAGUCGCUGCCUGA
Molecule: messenger RNA, 6300 nt
Organism: Trichosporon asahii var. asahii CBS 2479
Lineage: Eukaryota; Fungi; Basidiomycota; Tremellomycetes; Trichosporonales; Trichosporonaceae
Product: glutamate synthase (NADH)
Exons: 7
Coding region: 1-6300 (2099 amino acids)
Molecular function (GO): flavin adenine dinucleotide binding; iron-sulfur cluster binding; FMN binding
Source: RefSeq, a predicted model, not a curated record